Molecule: messenger RNA, 6625 nt
Organism: Syngnathoides biaculeatus (alligator pipefish)
Lineage: Eukaryota; Metazoa; Chordata; Actinopteri; Syngnathiformes; Syngnathidae
Product: adenylate cyclase type 6-like
Exons: 24
Coding region: 378-4001 (1207 amino acids)
Biological process (GO): intracellular signal transduction; adenylate cyclase-activating G protein-coupled receptor signaling pathway; adenylate cyclase-inhibiting G protein-coupled receptor signaling pathway
Cellular component (GO): plasma membrane
Molecular function (GO): adenylate cyclase activity
Source: RefSeq, a predicted model, not a curated record
GACGACUCCAGGAGGAGAAACGCAGGGUGACCGAUUCAGCGGCGGCACCACCGGCGGACAUCCAGCCCCACCAAUGGUCCUCCGCCCGGGACGCUCCCAACGACGACUUCGCCGAAUCGGCUCGUCCGCCGCGGUCGCGGCGAUGAUCACGACCCAGAAAAUACCGGGGAGAUCGGCCUGACAGCAGAGAACGUUCUCAGAAACCUGUCUGCUUCGAUCACUGUCUCUGGCAUUGACAUCUGGAGCUUCGGAGCACACAUUUGGACCCCGUCCAGUCGCUUAGAGUGCGCAGUCCUGCAGCGUGGCUCCGAGAACCCACUCACUUCUUCCGACUUCGUAUAAAUGAGUGAACCGGCUACUUGGGAAAGGGCGGGGACAUGUACCAGAACCCCAACAGAAUGUCCUGGUUCAGUGGUUUCCUAGUCGCCAGAGUGGAUGACCGUAAGACUGCGUGGGGGGAGCGCAAUGGCAAGAAGUCCAAACGAAGGGGAGGUUCAUCUCUCUGCAACCCACGUUACAUGAGCUGUCUGCGGGAUCCAGAUGCUAUGGAGCCUCCCUCGAGCGCCCCCCUCCACCAGCACCACCGUGGAGGGAUGGCGGAGGCCAUGGGAGGGGCUGGCAACUUUGGUGCCCGUUGCGGAUGGCAGGAGGACCACUACGGCAAAAGGGGCAGGCCCCACAGGGAAGGCGUGGGGCUGAAAUCGGUGGACUUGGACUUUGAGGAUGGUGAUCUGAAGGGCAGGAAAGGCGGGUGUAACGGAGGAAGCGGCGACACGGGAGACGACAAUGGUGCGGCCGGCGUGGUGACGGCUGCGGACUGUUGGCUCAGGGUGGUGCGGGUAUUCCAAUCGAAAAAGUUCCAGUCCCGCAAACUGGAACGCCUAUACCAGCGAUACUUCUUCAGACUCAACCAGAGCUCUCUGACCAUGCUGAUGGGGGUCCUCGUGAUUGUGUGCGGCAUCAUGCUGACCUUCCACUGUGUCCACGCACCUCCCCACGUGGCCUACUCGUCCACCUUGUCCGUGGCAAUGGCGCUUUUCAUGGCUCUUAUGGUGGUGUGCAAUCGAAACGGCUUCCAUCAGGACUACAUGUGGAUGGUCAGUUACCUGGUCAUCGGCGUCUUGGUGUCGGUCCAAGUGUUUGGGGUGCUCAUGGUGGCACCCCGGAGUGCUUCGGAGGGAAUCUGGUGGUCAGUGUUUUUCAUUUACAUCAUCUACACCCUCCUGCCUGUGAGGAUGAGGGCGGCGGUGCUCAGCGGAGCCGUCCUGUCCAUCAUACACGUGGUCACCACCUGGCAGAUCAACCAGGAAGACAAAUUCCUUUGGAAACAGGUGAGCGCGAAUGUCCUUAUUUUCCUGUGCACCAACAUCAUUGGCAUCUGCACUCACUACCCUGCUGAGGUCUCUCAGAGGCAAGCCUUCCAGGAGACCAGAGGCUACAUCCAAGCCAGACUACAUCUCCAAAGGGAGAAUCAGCAACAGGAGCGUCUGUUGCUGUCAGUGCUGCCAAGGCACGUUGCCAUGGAGAUGAAAGCUGACAUCAACGCCAAGAAGGAAGACAUGAUGUUUCAUAAGAUCUAUAUCCAGAAACACGACAAUGUCAGUAUUCUGUUUGCCGACAUCGAGGGUUUCACCAGCCUGGCCUCCCAAUGCACGGCGCAGGAACUCGUGAUGACGCUCAAUGAACUCUUCGCACGCUUUGACAAGCUGGCCUCGGAAAACCACUGCCUGCGGAUAAAAAUUUUGGGUGAUUGUUACUAUUGUGUGUCCGGGCUUCCUGAGCCCCGUGCGGACCACGCCCACUGCUGCGUCGAGAUGGGCGUGGACAUGAUUGAGGCUAUCUCGCUGGUGCGGGAGGUGACGGGAGUUAACGUCAACAUGCGGGUCGGCAUCCACAGUGGCCGCGUACACUGCGGCGUCCUCGGACUCAGGAAGUGGCAGUUUGACGUGUGGUCUAACGACGUGACGCUGGCUAAUCACAUGGAAGCGGGAGGCAAAGCAGGACGAAUCCACAUCACCAACGCCACUCUGCAAUAUCUCAACGGCGACUAUGAAGUGGAGCCCGGUUUUGGAGGGGAGAGAAACGCGUAUCUCAAGGAGAAUAGCAUCGAGACCUUCCUGGUCCUCGGCUGCAGCCAAAAGAGGAAGGAAGAAAAGGCGAUGAUGGCUAAGAUGCAGAGGACGAGAGCCAACUCCAACGAGGGACUGAUGCCACGCUGGGUCCCUGACAGAACGUUCUCCAGGACCAAAGACUCCAAAGUGUUCAGACAAAUGGGCAUUGAUGAAACCUCCAGUAAAGACAACCGCGGUGUUCAGGAGACCAUGAACCCGGAGGACGAGGUGGACGAGUUCCUGGGACGAGCCAUUGACGCUCGGAGCAUCGACCAGCUACGAAAAGACCAUGUCAAAAAGUUUCUACUAACCUUUCAAACCUCGAGCUUGGAGAAGAAGUAUUCCAAGAAAGUGGAUGACCGUUUUGGUGGAUAUGUUGCCUGCACUCUACUAGUAUUCUGCUUCAUAUCCUUCAUACAGAUUGUUAUUUUUCCACAUACUCCCGUCAUGCUGGGAAUCUACAUCAGUAUCUUCAUCAUCCUGGCAAACAUCCUUUUCAUCUGUGCCAUAUACUCUUGCAUAAAGCUCUUUCCUGCUGCAAUGCAGACAGUUUCAAAGAAGAUUGUCCAGUCUCGCACCAACAGCACUCUGGUCGGAGUGUUGACCAUCGUCCUCGUCUUCAUCUCUGCCUUUGUCAACAUGUUUGCGUGCGACACCAGGAGCUUAGUGGAGUGCGUUGCGGAGAAGUCAAACACCUCCGCGGCCAUGGUGACGCCCUGCGUGAUCCGCCGAUUGAAUGUGUCCGUCGAAGGCGGUCUGGAGAUCUGCCCCGGUCAAGGCCCCUCCUGCCCGUUUCCCGAGUACUUCAGCUACAGCGUGCUGCUGACCCUGCUGGCCUGCUCGGUGUUCCUGCAGAUCAGCAGCAUCGGGAAGUUGGCCCUGAUGCUGCUCAUCCAGCUCACCUUCCUGCUACUGGUCGAGUGGCCGCAAGUCGCGUUGUUCGACAACGCGGACCUCUUUGUCACCUCCAACGCCAUCGAUCUAAAUGAAACAAGCACUCAGUGGUCCAGUUUCAAUGAAACUACAAGCCAAUGCCCGUUUGUUGUGACCAAAGUUUCCCUGAGGGUCAUGACCCCGGUGAUCCUCACAGUAUUCGUGCUGGCGCUGUACCUGCACGCACAGCAGGUGGAAUCAACUGCACGCCUCGACUUCCUGUGGAAAUUACAGGCCACUGAAGAGAAGGAGGAGAUGGAGGAGCUGCAAGCCUACAACCGUCGCCUCCUCCACAAUAUUCUGCCGAAAGACGUGGCCGCUCACUUCUUGGCGCGCGAGCGGCGGAACGACGAGCUCUACUACCAGUCCUGCGAGUGUGUGGCGGUCAUGUUCGCCUCGAUAAGCAAUUUCUCCGAGUUCUACGUAGAGCUGGAGGCCAACAACGAAGGGGUGGAGUGUCUGCGUCUGCUCAACGAGAUCAUCGCCGACUUUGAUGAGAUUAUCAGCGAGGAGAAAUACAGGCAGCUGGAGAAGAUCAAGACCAUCGGCUCCACCUACAUGGCCGCCUCCGGCCUAAAUGACUCCACUUAUGACAAAGAGGGUCGAUCCCACAUUACUGCACUGGCUGAUUACGCGAUGAGACUGCGGGAACAGAUGAAAUACAUCAACGAGCAUUCCUUCAACAAUUUCCAGAUGAAGAUAGGUCUGAACAUUGGACCGGUGGUGGCAGGGGUCAUUGGCGCACGAAAGCCUCAAUAUGAUAUUUGGGGAAACACCGUCAAUGUGGCCAGUCGCAUGGACAGCACCGGUGUACCAGACUGCAUACAGGUCACGACAGACCUCCACCAGGUGCUGGCAAGUAAAGGCUACGUGAUGGAGUGUCGCGGGGUCGUGAAGGUCAAAGGUAAAGGGGAGAUGACAACCUACUUCCUCAACGACGGGCCGCCCAACAGUUAGCAGCCACGGCAACUGCAGGGACACAGCGCCGCCGAGUGAGGACUCGCAGGGUGCGCAAAUGGCUAAAGCCAACCCGAAACGCCAUCACUUGAAUCCCGAGCGAGGGGGGGGGGGGGGGGUCAACGAGGAACAUGUCGGACUCUUUCAUGUUCUUGGAGAGCAAACUAUGUCCCAAUCGACGGCCCAUUUUGGCGGUCUCACAAGCCGAAGGACAGCCGUUUUUCUUUUUUUUUUCUCAUUUCUGGCCUUUUUCAGGCUGCUUGAAAGAUGCAAAGUCUGUUUAUUUAAAUCAAUGCCUUUUAGCCUGUGUCGAAAAGAAGAUUUAACGCUGUACAUAAGGCUAUUAUUAUCUUUUGCGUUUUUGGUUUCACAUGAAUCGAGAAGAGGGAUUAUUCUUUUGAGUUCCAAUUAUUUAUUUGAAUUUCAAAUGUAUUGUGCAAAAGGUCCUUUAUAAAAACAUGUGAAUACAUCAAGCGCGUGCACAAAUAUCCAGUUUACUACACGAUAAUAAGUGUGUAUGUACAUGUAUAUUUGUGGAUGAAUAUAAGUAUAAAAUGAAGAGGACUAUAUUGACCAAAGACUAAAGUAUUUAGUAAAAGCAAGGCAAGACAUGUCACCCGACGUGUUGUGGCGAAAGUCGGCAACGGCGGCCGCCCGUUUGUAAGGUCUCCAACCUUCUGUCUUCUUGCCCAGCUGCUGGCAGUAAAAACUGCUUCGUUGUUUUCAUAAAAUAUGUUUGAAAAAAAAAAAAAAAGCAGAUAAAGUAUUUAUUUUUGUCUGUCACUCCGGCAGCAAAGCGCGUUAACUCUAAAUUAUAAUAGUUUCCUCAACCUUUAGACGACUAAAGACGACGAAGGAUGUUUCGAAGAAGGCCGCAAUUGAAGUGUCUUUUUAUUUUAUUUUAUUAUAUUUCAUUUUUUGUGCUCUUUGAGGAGUACACGUAGCUUCAGCUGGGUUUGAGCUCGCGUUUCACGCCGCAAAUUGGUUGCUUUUUCAGCAUUCGAACCGUAACAGUAUGUCAACCACUCCUUUGCCCCCUUUUGGAGGCCCAUUUUUUUUCAAGCGCGAAUGGGAAGCCGCUGGGAAGGAAUCGGGGAGGGAGAGAAAACUUUUAAGAACGAGAUGAAGAAAAGACAUACAUAUAUAUAUCUAUAUAUAUAUAUAUGUAUAUUGUUUUUUGACUGAAUACUGUGCUUUGUAAUCCUGGAGGGGCAUAACUAUUUUCACUGUGAGGUUUUUAUUCUGCAGCAAAACUGCUUUUUCUCUUGCCAAACAUUAACUGCUUUCCAGGCAUGUCUUACUGUGGUACCUUCAUUUCAUCUUUGUUUGUUUCAACGUGGGGCCAUUUGUACCACCAUUUGUAUAUUCUUAAUCUUGUUAUGAUUAUGAUGCGUUCUGAUGAAUUCUAAUCAUGCGUAUGAUGAUGAUGAUGAUUCCAUUCCAGUGAAAUAGGAUCAAAAGACCAGCACGCUUUUUUUUUUGUUUGCGUUAAGCACCAGUGGUAAAGCUCAAAUUCCAACUAUUCAGUCCUAACACAAAAUGCAGUAUCCCCCCCCCCCCCCCCCCCUCUCCGGGCCGUCGGCGCGUUCCGGUCCAGCGUUUUGCGUCUGAGCCCCCGCUUGGCGUGAAAAACACUUCUGAAGGAUUCCCUGCGCUUCUUCUUGGUUUGGAUUAUCUUCUGACCCUCCUGCAGUAUCGUAAAUCCCAGCCAGGCUUUUAAGCGACGUCUCCUGUCCGCAGAGAGCGUACCGAGUAUAUUUCCUGGUAUUAUAUACCACUAUGUGGUGAGUGGACGAGGGGGAAGUAGAAGGUUGUUUUUUUUUUUUCAGGAUAAUUUCAUCACUUCUUCUUUUAUUUCACCGGUCUUUCAGGAACAUUUGUGCUGACGGCUGAGUUUGAUUGCCUUAAGUUAAUAUAAAGCAUAUAUUCGAAUAUCGCUAUGGAGGAACUGUGCCUGUCGGCCCCUUUCUGGACUGCUGAUGGAAAGAAAAGAAUAAGGGCUUGUCGAGAUUAUUCCCCACGCAACAUGUCAUCACCCACUUUUUAUUUUUGUCGCCACAUCCGAAAGCCCGGAUUCGGCUCCCCCCGCCGCGCUCAAGGUGCGGCAGAAGCACCGGAACGAAGACGGCACGGCACGGUCGCGGAGAACGCCGGACGAGCGAACUGUGACCAGUCAAGAGUGAUUCAUACGUGCAAAGAGUUUAUAGAACGGAUAUACAUUUGUAUCAAUGUGCAUUGCGUGUAUUCUAUUCCUAUUGGUUGUCCACGGGCUUUUGUUAAUUGUUAACCUUGGGAAGUUUGUCCCCACACAACUGAAAAAGUGUUUUUGCUCAGGCCUGAUAAAUAUCCCCCGUACUUGUUUCUGUUUCAUUUUGUCGUUUUAUUUGUACCUUUUUCUGCGUCGGAGGAGCUGACAGGGGCGCGUUUUGCUAUAGCCUAAUGACCAGAAGACUUGAGGACUAUGACAAAAGAGAAAAAUAAACAUUUCCCCUUGAAGAAAGAACUCAAGCGCAUUUGUAGGCUUUAACUUCCUCAUAUGUGCCGCAUGAAUUUGUGAAUUGUGCUGAAAAAUGCAAGGACAAGACAUAUUUUUUUAUUCAUGCAUUUUCUCAUUGGGUUCACAC